GUUGAUCAGAUUAAGUGCAUUUGUGAUCCUCACUCGUACACACUCUGCCUGGGCACAGUGUGAGAACAGCUCCCACAGAGAGACAAAAAUCCCUUUUGGAGGUUGGCACGAUGGCCCAGUCAUCAGACAACAAGGUUCUGGUCCUGGGUGUGUUGGCUGGAGCGGCUGGCCUCAGCCUGGGUGCCGUGGCAUUGUACAACAGCCGGAGGGCCAUGCCACAGAGUGGACACAGUGAGCAGUACCUCAGCAGUAAUGACCAGCGGGCGGCUGGAGCCAGUAUGGUGGUGGGGGGAAUGCUGGGUCAGGCUGAGGUUCUAGAUCGUCUCGGAGCCCUGAUCCAGUGUGUGUCAGAGCUGAAAGAUGAGGUGCGGGCGCUAAAGGGUUCCAUCCCAAAGCUGCAGGACCACGUGAGGGAUGAGCUGAGAGGACGUGGGGGCGAGGGGGGUGUGGCUCGCAUCAGGGCAGGCCCACCAAACCGCACUAUACCCACACGCAGGAGGAGAAUAGCCAGAGCUGAAGGCCAAAGCUCAGAGGAGGGGGCUGAGAGUGAAGGAGGGUACAUUACGGCUCUGACAGACUCUGAGGAAGAAGAGAAGAGUGAGGCUGAUGAGAGUCAGGAGGAAGUGACCGUGAUCGAGCCUCUGGACGAGUUCUCAGCCCUCCUGGAGAGGAUGGAUGCUCUACACAAUGGCACAGAUGGAGACAAGAGGGAGUGCCUCCGCACCAUGCUGGAUAAGAGGACAGAGUUUGGACAGAACACUACUUUCUUAUGGCGACUAGUUCGAGCCUAUGUGGAUGUCCACGACAUCACUACCAACCUAGAGCAGAAGAAGACCCAUGCAGAGACUGGGAAGAAAGUUGGCGAGGAAGCCGUGAAGAUGGACCCUAUGUGUGCCGAAAGUCAUCAGUGGUACGCCAUAAUGUGUGGAAUCAUGACAGAGUACGAGACUGUGCAGAACAGGAUAAAGAAUGGCUACAUCUUCAAAGAUCAUCUGGAUAAGGCCAUCGAGCUGAAACCACAGGAUCCUAUGUCUUACUACCUGCUGGGCCGCUGGUGCUACGCUGUGGCUCAGCUGUCCUGGAUCGAGAGGAAAAUUGCUGCUACAUUGUUUGGAGAGCCUCCAAGUGCCACGGUCCAAGAUGCGCUGAAGAACUUCCUCAAGGUGGAGGAGAUCCGUCCCAAGUACUCCAAAUUAAACUAUGUGUUUUUAGCCAAGUGUUACAGAGACCUGGGGCAGAAAGGUCAGGCCAGGAAGAUGUGGGAUGCUGCUGCCUCAAUGGAAACCGUUUCCAAAGAGGAUGAGGAGGCACAGAAGGAGCUUGACUACCUUCUCCCUGCGCUAGGUGUUUAUUGAGGACAUUUAGAAAUGGUUAUGUCCUCUCGCUAGGGAGAAACCCAGGAUCAUCUUCACUGGAAGCCACACUAUGAAUGGAAUCCAAAUCAACGUCUUCUUUGAUUACUGAUGGGACAGUACCUUCAAUGGAGGCUUCAACAUUUCUGAAAUACCGGACUCUUGCUAAUCCUCUCUGGGAUUGGCUGUGCAUGCUAGGGAACACUGUUCUGGAGAACAAGUUUAUCACAGACACAUCUUGAUGUCUUAUAAAAGCAGAUAUCGAAAUUCUUUGACAUCUGUUUGCUAAAGAGAUUGUGGUAAAAAGGGACAGUUUUGACCUAUCAGCAAGCAGUUACACACCCAGAAUCCAAUUUCAUUGGCUGUUUCCAUCUUUGAUGUAAGUCAAUCAAUGGUGUUCAAUGGGAUGUAUAUUAUCUCCCAUAUCUUGAAGCAAUCUGCAGUCGAGUGUGGAGGACCAGGCAAUACUGUAGCUAGAAAAUGUUUUAAUAAUUAUACUCACCCUGCUGGUGUCAGAAAUGAAUAUGGUCCCCUGUAAACUGCAUACGUAUCAAUAAUUAUUCUUGAUUUGUUUUUUUUUAUUACACUGAAAUAGCCUAGCCUAAGAACUGCUUUUUUUUAUUUUAAAUGUUGAUGCCUGUUUUUUCCUGUUUUAACCCACCUACCAAUAAGUGCAUUGGAAAACAUCACUGGUCUUUGUGGUUGAAUCUGUUUGAAAGUCACUGUUCGACUGAGGGACCUUGAAGAUAAUUGUAUGUGUGGGGUACAGAGAUGAGGUAGUCAUUCAAAACAUCAUGUUAAACACUAUUAUUGACCACAGUGAGUCUUAUGUGACUUGUUAAGCACAUUUUUACUCCUGAACUUAUUUAGCCUUGGCAUAACGGAGGGGUUGAAUAGUUAUUGACAUUUCAGCUUUUCAUUUUUCAUUUUUUAAUUAAAAAUUAUUUAAAUAAAUAAAUAAAAGGCUAUAACAUGACUAAGUGGAAAAAUUCAAGGGGUUUAACUACUUUCUGAAGGCACUAUAACUAUAUGUUACCCUAUUUCCUAUAAAGUACACUACAUUUGACCAGGGCCGUAGUCCACUAGAUAUGGAAUAGGGGCUCUGGUCAGAUGUAGUGCACUAAAUAGGGAAUAUGGUGCCAUUUCAGAUGCAGACUUGGAUAUUUUUUUAAGUAUUCUUUGACCUGCACUGAGUGGACCACUAGUGUAGCUCUGCUGGUUGGCAAGUUUUGUGUUCCUGUCACUGUCUGUACAUAGACUGAGAUGAUGGUCCCAUCAGAUAAGAGGAAGGACUUGAUAGGGAAAGAAACAUGACUCCUAGGCAGAAUCUCAAUUUCAUACUCAUCGCGUCCUCUCUUCUCCUUCUCAAUUGGCGGAGGUCAGGGGGAAGGGACCUCUGGCUUUCUCAUCCGAUGGGUUUUGAAAAUGAGGCGAGGAAGAAGGACUCGAGGAGUGUGACAUUGAGAUUCUCCCAAGGAGUCCAGUUUCCUUCCCUAUCAAGUCUUCUGGGAACCAUUAACUGGUGCAUACUUUAUCUGAGAGGUGAAAUACAAGAAUGGUAUCAUUUAUUUUGCCUCAGAUUUGUCUGUGUUCCAGUAAUAUGAAUGUCUGCUUUUGUUGUAUCUAGGGUUGUACACAUUGUACCCACUGGGCACACACUGGUUGAAUCAACAUUGUUUCCACGUCAUUUAAAUUAAAUUACGUUGAACCAACUUGGAAUAGAUGUUGAAUUGAUGUCUGUGCCCAGUGGGCAGUGAAGUACAUUUUAAGCAAAAGGACCGAGGGGGUGUGGUAUAUGGCCAAUAUACCACGGCUAAGGACUGUUCUUACACUUCCUGGAUACUGCCCAUUAGCUGUGGUAUAUUGGCCAUGUACCACAAAUCCUGAGGUGCCUUAUUGCUAUUAUAAACUGGUUACCAAAAUAAUUUGAGCAGUAAAAAGACGUUUUCUAAUACCCGUGGUAUAUGGUCUGAUAUACCACGGCUGUCAGCCAAUCAGCAUUCAGGGCUCUAAACACCCAGUUUAUAAUAUCUUGUAAAUUAAAUACAGUACAUAAAAUAUUAUAGACACUACGCGAGCCAUGUAUUUAGAAAUGAAAAUGCAUGGCUCUGGAAACUACUAUUCUAUAGACACUACUGAUCAAUGUUAUAUGAGUCUGCCAUUUUUUCAAUAAAUAUGUAGAAUCGUGUGUGUGUGUGUGUGUGAGGGGGGGGGAUGUUGCUGGAAUGCAUGCACACACAACUAUUUUUGUACGCAACACUUGAUUAAAAUCUAAUAGGGACAUUUUCAUUCUAUUAUCAACCGAAUAUUUAGCCUGGUCUCUGAUCCAAAUGUAAUGGAAUAGCAAGGUAUGAAAGCAUGUUCUUGCUUGAUUACCAAAGGUGAAGUGUGGUGUUUUAUUUGUAAGCCACCCUUCCAUUCACCUUUUUGUGCAGACUGUAUAGUUUGUUCCAGAGCCAAUUUUAAAUUUGUCACUGGAUCAAAUUCAGUCCAACUUCCCUCCAGUCUGGUCAUGUUUCAGGUUAUUGUUAUGGCAUAGACUCAUUCAAUUACCUCCUAAAGGAACACAGGUGUUUGUUCAGUAUUAAAAUAACUCAAAAUAAAUCCUUGGAAAGUU
Oncorhynchus masou masou (cherry salmon) is the source of this 3969-nucleotide messenger RNA. RefSeq names its product regulator of microtubule dynamics protein 2. Lineage: Eukaryota; Metazoa; Chordata; Actinopteri; Salmoniformes; Salmonidae. Gene Ontology annotation, molecular function: microtubule binding. Gene Ontology annotation, cellular component: mitotic spindle pole; spindle microtubule; mitochondrion. The coding region runs from base 111 to 1355 and encodes 414 amino acids. The record is from RefSeq and is a predicted model, not a curated record. The transcript is spliced from 11 exons.